CUCAGAAACGCCUCACGUCUAGAUGGAGUCGAUGGCGCCUCACACGCUGCUCCUGCAGCUGGUGGUCACCCUGGCCCUGACCGAGACCCGCCCGGGCUCGCACUCGCUGCGGUAUUUCUUCACCAUCGUGUCCCGGCCCGACCUCGGGGAGCCCCGGUUCAUCUUUGUCGGCUACGUGGACGACACGCAGUUCGUGCGCUACGACAGCGACGCGAAGACUCCGAGGAUGGAGCCGCGGGCGCCGUGGGUGGAGGAGGAGGGGCCGGAGUAUUGGGAGAGGGAGACACAGAUCGCCAAGGACACCGAGCAGAUUUACCGAGUGAACCUGAGGACCCUGCUGGGCUACUACAACCAGAGCGAGGGCGGCUCUCACACCAUCCAAGUGAUGUACGGCUGUGAGGUGGGGUCGGAUGGGGGCCUCAACCGCGUAUAUUAUCAGCAAGCCUACGACGGCCUCGAUUACAUCGCCCUGAACGAGGACCUGAAGACGUGGAUGGCGGCAGACAGGGCGGCGCAGAUCACCCUGCGCAAGUGGGAGCAGGCUGGGGAGGCAGAGAUACACAAGGCCUACCUGGAGGGCCCAUGCGUGCAGUACCUGCACAGAUACCUGGAGAACGGAAAGGACGCGCUGCUGCGCACAGAUCCCCCAAAGGCACAUGUGACCCAUCAUCCUGGACCUAAAGGUGAUGUCACCCUGAGGUGCUGGGCCCUGGGCUUCUAUCCUGCCUUUAUCGACCUGACCUGGCAGAAGGAGGAGGAGGAACAGGCACAGGACAUGGAGCUGGUGGAGACCAGACCUUCUGGGGAUGGAACCUUCCAGAAGUGGGCAUCUCUGGUGGUGCCUUCUGGGGAGGAGCACAAAUACACAUGCCAUGUGCACCAUGAGGGGCUGCCUGAGCCCCUGACCCUGAGAUGGGAGCCUCCUCAGUCCACAGUCCCCAUCAUGGCAGUCAUUGCUGGUCUGGUUCUCCUUGGAGCUGUGAUCAUUGGAGCUGUGGUGGCUGUUGUGAGGAAGAGGAGGAGAAGCACAGGUGGGAAAGGAGGAAACUAUGCUCCAGCUCCAGCGUGAAGACAGCCACCUGGUAUGGAUGGAGUGACAGACGACAUGUUCAAGUGUCUCCUGUGACAUCCAGAGCCUGUUGCAGGAACAUAUCUUUGUCCUGGAAUAACUCUGCGACCAGGCUGUCCUUGAACUCUCAGAGAGAGAGAGAGAGAGAGAGAGAGAGAGAGAGAGAGAGAGAGAG
Microtus oregoni (creeping vole) is the source of this 1244-nucleotide messenger RNA. RefSeq names its product H-2 class I histocompatibility antigen, L-D alpha chain-like. Gene Ontology annotation, biological process: antigen processing and presentation of endogenous peptide antigen via MHC class I via ER pathway, TAP-independent; antigen processing and presentation of endogenous peptide antigen via MHC class Ib; immune response. The record is from RefSeq and is a predicted model, not a curated record. Bases 23 to 1069 code for a protein of 348 amino acids. Lineage: Eukaryota; Metazoa; Chordata; Mammalia; Rodentia; Cricetidae. The transcript is spliced from 7 exons. Gene Ontology annotation, cellular component: external side of plasma membrane. Gene Ontology annotation, molecular function: signaling receptor binding; peptide antigen binding.